Lytechinus pictus (painted urchin) is the source of this 3068-nucleotide messenger RNA. Its product is annotated as ribosome biogenesis regulatory protein homolog. The record is from RefSeq and is a predicted model, not a curated record. The transcript is spliced from 11 exons. Gene Ontology annotation, cellular component: nucleolus; preribosome, large subunit precursor; nucleus. Gene Ontology annotation, molecular function: protein binding. NCBI's taxonomy places the organism in Eukaryota, Metazoa, Echinodermata, Echinoidea, Temnopleuroida, Toxopneustidae. The coding region runs from base 317 to 1336 and encodes 339 amino acids. Gene Ontology annotation, biological process: endonucleolytic cleavage in ITS1 to separate SSU-rRNA from 5.8S rRNA and LSU-rRNA from tricistronic rRNA transcript (SSU-rRNA, 5.8S rRNA, LSU-rRNA); ribosomal large subunit biogenesis; ribosome biogenesis.
AAUACACACCUUCACCAACAGUCGGAGGUAGAUAUCCUCACUCCUGGGUUCAGUUCUGUGGACUUUCCGUAGCUUUGAGUGGUCGAUAUCGAUACCCUACGGUAUAAACAAGAAAGAGUUCCAUGUUAUUAUCAUAAUGAUUCUUAAUUAAAAUUCGAUAAGUGUACGAUCAAUGUGAUUUUGUACGAUUUUCGUGGGCUUAUUUAAUUCGUCGCCUCACCAUUUUGCCUGUAUACGACCAAAAAGAACUAGAUACGUAUGCGCCCUCUAUUGUUUCAAUUUAUGAAUUUGCACGUGUUGUUUUGAUGACGAAAAGAUGGAUACUUCUGAAAUAGUGGACAAAGUUUUGAGAAAUGCAGCGGAGGAAGAGAAGAAAUACAAGUCUAUAGAAGUUCAACGGGAUGUGGAAGUCGGCAUCGACUUAGGGAACUUGCUGACCUGUGAUCCAAAUGCAUUAGAUGUGAAGAAAUAUAGAAGAAAAAAAGAAGAAUAUCUUGCUUCCAUUGCUAGGGAUGCGACCCAACUAUUAUUCAACCAACUUUGGAAGCUUCCUGUGCACAGAGUUGAGGAUGCCAUCACUGUCAAGCUCCCCGAACCAUCUACAGUCCUGCCGAGAGAAAAGAGGGUACCGAAGGAUAAACCAGCCACCAAAUGGGAGCAGUAUGCCAAGCAGAAAGGAAUUCACAAGAGGAAAAGGACUGGUAAAGUUUGGAGUGAAGAAGAAGAGAAAUGGAUUCCUAGAUUUGGUUACAAGAGCAAGAAUGACCUCAAGAAAGAUUGGCUUCUUGAAGUUCCAGCUAAUGCAGAUCCAAUGGAGGACCAGUUUACCAAGAAGAAGAAAGCCAAGCAGGAGAGAAUUGCCAAGAAUGAGCUUCAGAGGUUACGUAACAUCGCCAGAUCAAGGAAAGGAAAAGUUCCAGGAGUAGGGCUCACACCGACAGAGAAACCAGACAAAUCUCUAGUCAACAAGUCCAUUCAUUUAUCCAAACAUUCUACAGCAUCAAUAGGAAAGUUUGAAAAUAAACUGCCUAAAGAACCACUGAUCAAGAAUCUAGGGAAAAGGCGAAAGUUUGAUCCGGUCAUGGGUUCUUUGAAGAAGGAGCAGGAUCUUCAGAAAAGUAUUUUAGAUGGGCUAUCAAGGAAAAAACCAGAGAUAAAUGUCACCAAGGCUGUAAACAGGCAGAUCAGGGAGGAACAACAGACUGCAGCUGCAGAGAAGAGAGAGGGAAAGAAGGGUGGAAAGGGCAAAGGCAAAGGAAAGGGAUCCAGGAAAGCAGCACCCAAGACUGCUGGAAGGAAGCGAACCAAAGGAGGUGGGCGGGGCAAGAAGCGAUGAUAUUUCUCCUAACAAUGCUUUGAACUAAUAGACUGAAUAUAUAGUACCUAUGAUUACGAUCCGGUGGAGUCAUUUGCGCAGAUGAGCUGCACCGAUUCAUCUUCAUGUAUUUUUGAAGCAGCUAGGCCUGCAGUUAAUCAUCGGCCAGUACAAACCAUCAGCCAUUAUAGCAACACCCGAAGUCCUUGGCUUCUAAAAUCAGGCCGUUAACCCAUAAUGCAACAUUCUGAACAGUGUAUUCUUUUACAUUAUUUUUUACAUUAUAACACAUUUCACUACUCAGUUCAUUCACAUUGCAAUGUUUAUGUUACAAAGUAGCAAAACAAGUACUUUCUCCUUUAAACAUUUUAGUUUCUCUAUACAAGUAAAAUUAUAGUCUAAUUUAUUCCCUGUUUUGUUCAUUAAUAGUUUGCUAAUAUUUUAAGACUAGUUAAUAAUGAGACACUGUUGAUGGCAGACCAGUCCACACAGUCUUGUCCAGUUCAUUUUCUCUUUAGAGUAUGCAUCAUCGUUAUUUCCUAAAUUACACUACAAGGGAAAGGUGCUGUCUGUAACUAAGGAAUUAAUUCAACAAGGUAGCCAUUUAUUUCACAAGGGUCAAGUGGUUCACAAAGGAUGAUAUUGUGGUCAUGCUAUCUACUGUGGAAACCAGGUAGAACAAGGGCCUGCUCAACUUCAAAUUUUGAUUUUGCAGCAGUAGUAAAUAACUAAAUAUAUCGGGUAAAGCGGGUCCAGGAAUAUUUAAAAAGGGACAUCAAAUGCUGAUUGUAUUUAAAACAGAUCACUCUAUUUGAUUUUUCACUUAAUCAAAAAUCAUUGCUUAUUGCUUGGUAAAAUAAAUCAUGUAAAGGUAGCUUUUGUUUUCAUGAUUUUUCUUCAAAGAAAAUGAUGAUUCUGGCUGACCAUUUUUCAUUUAACUUAAAUUUUUUAAUUCACUGAUGAAAAGUGAUUUUAGUAAUAACUAAUAUCUAAGAAAAUAUAUUUUUUUCAAGUUUUAAUGAUAAAAUAAUAAUCAUUUUAAAUACCGCAAAUUUCAAAUUGAUUUGCAAUCAAUUGUUUAUUUUUUAAGGAUAAAAAAAAUCCUUUUGGAAACUGUAGCCUCCUUCACUGUUUACCGACAUAGCUAUGUCAUUUUCUAAUCAGUUUGUGGUUUACAAAAAAAUCGUUUGCUGCCAAAUUCUUCAAAAUAUUUUGACAAAGAAAGAUGUAAAGUUGAAACUUGUAUACACUGUACAAUCGAAGAAGAAAUGUACAGUAACCUAUUCCUUUCACUCGGCUACUUUGAUAAGACAAGGUCCAUAUUCUGUAGUCUAGCCGUGGACCAAGUCUAUGCUGAAAUUGAGGGUAGCCAAAUAUAUCAAACUUGGUGUACACUUAAUAUUGCCCUUAUGAAUACUUAAUUGUGAAGAAAACUAUUUUGAUUAUCAUCUCCAGAUUGUUGAUUAAUAAUUUACAUUUGAGUGUCAUUUUUGCCUUUAAGCCUCUAAUGUACACAACAGUUAAACCAAAAUUCAGAAUUUGUGCUAAAAAUUUUUUAGUUUUGGAUUCAUUUAAACAACAUUGUAGGCUGUUCCAAGCGGUGGAAUUUCCAAAAUAUACCAAUGAAAGUUCAACAGAAUCUUUGAAAAUAGUUAAUUUUAUUAUGUAGGUGUUUGUAGCUAUUAAAACAUAUCAACAUUGUUUUAAGCAACCAAUAUUUCAUUUCAAGAAGAAAAUAUUUUAUCUCAACAAA